AUGUACCCGACUACACUUCACCCCAGCCCCGUCAAAGACGGAAGGCGCGUUCUCGGUGAAAAGACCGCCAACGCGUGUCUGUCACCCGCUCGCCAUCGGCCCGAUGUUUCGCCCAGCAAACGCUCGCUCCUCGAAGCACCUUCUCCAAAAAAGCUUCUUCCCUCUCCUUUAUUUGCUGGCCAGAAACGCACAAUUGAUCAGGUGAACGACGAUCAAGUGAAUAAUGACAACCUGCAGGCUCAACAUGGCGAGUCUCGGGCGGAAACACAAGCAGUGCACGGCGUGCAUGAUGAAGCUCUCACACACUCUACAGCUCAUAAAAAUGACUGGUGUGGUUGA
Aspergillus oryzae RIB40 is the source of this 339-nucleotide messenger RNA. RefSeq lists its product as uncharacterized. The record is from RefSeq and is a predicted model, not a curated record. The transcript has 2 exons. Lineage: Eukaryota; Fungi; Ascomycota; Eurotiomycetes; Eurotiales; Aspergillaceae. The coding region runs from base 1 to 339 and encodes 112 amino acids.